CACAAUAGUGUAAAAACUACUCAGCUUAUUGUCAAACUGUUGCCAAUGUAGUCUUCUUGGCCGACCUUAUAUAGGCCUUACACAUAUCAAACAAACAUAAAAGUAACAAGCAAUCUAAACAUUUCUGCAUUCGAUUAUGGCUGAAUCAAGUGACAAGGUUGUAACAGCCAAAAAUGCACUAAUGUCUGCAUUAGGAGAAAACGCAUCUAAGUAUCUUGGAAAUAUGAAAAUGUGGUUUCGUCAUAAAUGGUCAAAGGAACAAUUCGACUACGAAUCGCGGAAAUUUCUUACUCCUGAGAAGAUGCAUUUACACAACCAAUUUCUCAUAGCAAUCCUGAAUAAAAUUGAUGCGUUUCAAAUGCCACAGCAAACGUCCCCAUACGGUGGAGUUAGCAGUGUAUAUGGACUAAACAGUAGUGCAGGAUUGCCAGGCAGCAGUGGAAGUACGAGCAGCAACAAGAAAGGAAAAAGGAAGAAAAGCUCUAGAAUUACAAGCGACAGAGUAACAUUUGAGCCGUACGACUUUAUAGAUUUUAUUAUGGAAGAUACUAUGAAAAUAAUAAGACCUGCAGUAGGCACCGAGGCAAAUGUUCAAAUAUUGCCAACACAAAGAUAUUGCGUACAGGAGUUAUUUCUUCCAGAUACUGGAUUUAUUUUGGGUCGGUUCCUAAUAGGUGCAUGGGAAUCUGGCUUGGUUAAUGUAGAAGAUAGUGUGGCAGAGUAUGUGGCUAUGGCAGUUCAGGUUCUUCUAAAAAAUCUCAUAUCUGCCAUUAUAAUGAAGAAAGAGCAUUACAAAGUUACUGGAGAAGGUUCAUUCUUUUUCGACGUUGGUGCACCACUAAAAGACCCCUCCUUGCGAAACACUGUUACAAGACAAAAACUUGAUGACGGGCCUCUGGAAUUGGACAAGGAAAUAACCUCCCCCAAUUUCAUGCGAAGGACUAACGACGACGUUACAUUCCUUUCAGCAUGUGAAGAGCUCUACCAUAAAAGUUCAAAGAAAAUAACACUUAAGGAUUGUCAGCGAGCUUUCAAUGACCACAAUCUUAUACCAUCACAUUCCGUGUAUGCCAUAAAUAUGGAAAAGCUAACACAAAUGAUGCAUUAAUUUUUUCUUUAUUUAUAAAAAUAUAACUAUAGUUUUACAAUUACAAUUUGGCAAA
This is a messenger RNA of Musca domestica (house fly), 1163 nucleotides long. Its product is annotated as transcriptional adapter 1. Bases 137 to 1108 code for a protein of 323 amino acids. Gene Ontology annotation, molecular function: transcription coactivator activity. Gene Ontology annotation, biological process: regulation of transcription by RNA polymerase II. Gene Ontology annotation, cellular component: SAGA complex. The transcript has 2 exons. Lineage: Eukaryota; Metazoa; Arthropoda; Insecta; Diptera; Muscidae. The record is from RefSeq and is a predicted model, not a curated record.